Molecule: messenger RNA, 654 nt
Organism: Durusdinium trenchii
Lineage: Eukaryota; Dinophyceae; Suessiales; Symbiodiniaceae
Source: the annotation of a GenBank genome assembly
AUGUACAGCAGUGGUUACCCUGCGGUGUCCGGCGGGUCUUCGCCCGCAGCAUCUCCGCUGGCUUGCGCGUCACUUUCUUCUUCCCUGACAUCGCAGGCACAACUCCCCCGGCCAAUGGCAGUGCCGAUGGCACAUAGCAUGCUGCCUGCUGGGCAUGCAGCUUCCAUGCCUGCUGCCACUCAGGCGUACUGGUCUCCUGGUGAACGCAGGGUCACAGUGGUGAGCCAGCAACCGGUUCUUCGUCGGUCACUGGGAAGCUCAGGUGCAGUUGCGAGCUUGGCGCAGCCUAGCUCCUCUGCAACUGCUCCUUCAACUCCUGAUGUUGAGAAGGAGCUUGCGCGGCGAUUGGACCUUUGCCAAGAAGAGUUGGCGAGGGAGCGUUCAAGAUCGGAGGAGCUUGCUGCUGCACUUCACGAGGCUCGACUGAAGGCCGAGGACGGAGAGGUGCAGACAUUACGCCAGCAGCUCCAGAGCCGAGAUCGAGAGCUUCUUGCGGCCUGCCCAGACAUGUAUUGGACUGAAAAGAAUGAAGCAGAUAGGUCCACACCGAAACAUACGGUACUGAGACUCACAAGCCAGGCACACAUAGCUACGACCAGAACUCCAAGUGCAUCGUCACAAGCGUCUUCUCCAAGAAGAGGGUAUCCGCGUUGA